CGCAGAAUUAAUUUAAGCUCCGUCAGACCACGUCUAACACAAGACCGUGAACAGACCAACAACUGUGAUACCAACAAUGGACUUUUAACAAUACUAUUGCGAAGAUUGGUCAACAACCUCAGAACCAGCGAGAAGGAAGGAAAUUCCCCGGAACAGAAGCUACCGAGUAGAGUGGAAAGGACGGAGAAGGACUCAAUAGCUCCUUGAACUCCGACUGCGAGGACGCUCUUAAGACAAGGAGGUAUCUCUGCUAGUUGAGGGAGUUGCAUUUGUACGACGCAGAAGUUUCUCUUUCAGUCCUUUGAUCGUCUCCCUUUCCACGAACCAGGACCACCUGCAUUCGCCAAGAUGCUCCGCACUUCAUUACUAGGAGCUCGAGGAGCAACCGGACUCCCACCAACCCUACGAUCAAGUUUCCAACGCUCAAACCCCAUAAACGCACCCCUCCGCUCCCUAACCCGAAGAACCAUCACAUCCGGCCCUCCACGAAGCGCCAAACGCUCAACAUCCUUCACAUUCACAUCUCACGCCAGACCACAGAACCCAACCCUCCUCCAGCGCAUACGCUCCCUCCGCUUCUUCCACAACACGCGACCCCGCCGCAAUGGCAGACCCUCUCCAGACCCAACGCCGAACUUGAAUUCGGGCGGGGCCGCUGCAGAAGCAGAACCACAAUCGCUGGGCGCGAGGAUGAGGAAGUUGUCGAGGGAAUACGGAUGGUCUGCUCUAGGAGUCUAUUUUGCGCUGACCGCCCUGGAUUUUCCGUUUUGUUAUUUGUUUGUCAGGCAGAUGGGCACGGACAAAAUUGGAGAAUGGGAACACAUAGUCGUCUCAUACAUCAAACAGGUUAUCCCAGAAUCCGUCCAAGAAGCCUGGCACAGCUGGCGCUCCUCAAUGAAGAAAGCAGCGAGCAACCAAGAAAGAAGCGAGCAAACCGAGCCAGCAGGCUGGGGCGUCGAGGAAGCAGAUGCGAGGUAUAAGAAGGAAGCAAGCCUAGCAACACAACUUGCCCUCGCCUACGCAAUCCACAAAUCCUUCAUCUUCAUCCGCGUCCCGCUCACCAUCUCCAUAACGCCGAAGGUGGUGCGCGUGUUGAGAGGCUGGGGCUGGGAUAUCGGGAAGCGGACGACGAAGGAGGCGAGAGCUAUUAAGCGGGCGACGAUCCAGGCGCAGAAGCCGGCCAAGAAGAGGUGAUGUGUGUAAAUAUGAAUAUUUAGUGGGGGUGGGUUGUAUGAUAUUGAGCAAAUGGCUGGUUGGCUGGUUGGCUAGAGCUUACGAGGUGAUGAUGACGGUUGUAUAAUGAUAGAGAGGUGGUAGAAAUGCCGAUUGGGCAAUUAGAUUCAUUCUACUCUACACUCUUUUGUCGUCUUUCGUAAAAAAAAAUUUUUUGUCAAUGUUACAGUUGCAGACAAGAAACGAUGAACUGCACAACGAACGAUACGUUCAUAGUUGAUAAUGAUUGACCGAACCCCAGCAAUCUUUGACAAAC
Molecule: messenger RNA, 1489 nt
Organism: Hyaloscypha bicolor E
Lineage: Eukaryota; Fungi; Ascomycota; Leotiomycetes; Helotiales; Hyaloscyphaceae
Exons: 3
Coding region: 349-1194 (281 amino acids)
Cellular component (GO): mitochondrion
Source: RefSeq, a predicted model, not a curated record